This is a messenger RNA of Andrographis paniculata, 2247 nucleotides long. Its product is annotated as pentatricopeptide repeat-containing protein At2g33680. The record is from RefSeq and is a predicted model, not a curated record. Gene Ontology annotation, biological process: RNA modification. NCBI's taxonomy places the organism in Eukaryota, Viridiplantae, Streptophyta, Magnoliopsida, Lamiales, Acanthaceae. The transcript has a single exon. The coding region runs from base 14 to 2167 and encodes 717 amino acids. Gene Ontology annotation, molecular function: RNA binding; protein binding.
GCCCUUCUUCCCUAUGAGCAUUGCUACUGCCGCCGCCGCCUCCGCCGGAUCGGCGCAGUGGCGCCGCCUGCUGUUCGAGAAGCUCCGCCGCAUCACCGAUUCGAAAAGCCUCAACCGUGGAAAGUCCGUCCACGCGCUUCUCAUUAAGAGCGGCGACUUCCCCGGAUGUGCUCUGCUUUCGACGACUCUCCUCAAUUUCUACGCCAAAUGCGACCUCUUCGCCGACGCCGGAGUUCUGUUCGAAGAAAUUCCCGGCAAACAGGACGACGCCGUUUCGUGGAACAUUCUGAUCAACGCCUACGCUCAAUUCGGCGUCCCUCGUUACUCGCUCUCCGCUCUGCGUCUCCUCAAGGAGCUUCUCCAUCACCGCUGCUCCCCCAACUCCCACACGUUCGCCGGCGUCUUUUCCGCGGCGGCGAUUUUGGAGGACGCGGUUGCGACGAGACAGGCGCAUUCUCUGGCGGGGAAACUGAUCGGAUCUUGGGAUGUGUUCGUGUACAGUUCAUUGUUGAACGUUUACUGCAAGCUGGGACUUAUGAACGAUGGCCGCAAGGUGUUCGACGAAAUGCCUGAAAGAAACUCCAUCACUUGGUCCACCAUGAUCUCCGGCUACGCUUCACAGAGGCUGGUUAAAGAAGCAUUGAUCCUUUUCAAAAACAUGUUAUCUUCAGAACAACAAGAGGCUAAUGAGUUCAUCUUCACCAGUGUUCUUAGCUCAUUUACGGCACCCGACUACGCUGAUAACGGUCGACAAGUUCAUUGCUUGGCGAUAAAGAACGGAUUGUCGAACAUCGCUUCCGUAGGCAAUGCAGUUGUCACAAUGUACGCCAAAUCCGGAAGCUUAAACGACUCGGCUCGGGUGUUCGAGCUCUCGAGCGACAAGAACGCCAUCACGUGGUCUGCGAUGAUAACGGGGUACGCGCAGGCAGGUAAUGCCGAAAAGGCGUUGAAAUUGUUCGAGGAGAUGCAUUCUAACGGGAUGAAGCCGAGCAAGUACACAAUAGUCGGGGUGCUUAACGCUUGCAGCAACGCCGAAGAAAUCGUAGUUGGAAAACAGGUGCACGCAUUCUUGAUCAAACUGGGAUUCGAAUCCCAGAUGUAUAUUUUGACAGCGAUGGUCGACAUGUACGCCAAAUGUGGAUUAAUCGUCGAUGCUCAAAAGGGGUUUGACUAUCUCUACAAGGCGGAUCUCGUACUGUGGACAUCCAUGAUCGGCGGAUACGUGCGCAACGGCGACAAUGAGAAAGCGAUAACUCUAUACUGCAGAAUGCAGAUCGAAGAGAUCGCUCCGAACGAAUUAACCAUGGCGAGUUUGUUAAAAGCAUGCUCGUGUCUUUCCGCGUUGGAGCUCGGGAGACAAAUGCACGGCCAUGUCGUAAAAAACGGGUUUAACCUCGAAGUUCCGGUAGGAAGCGCGCUGCUAACGAUGUACGCGAAGUGUGGCAGCCUUGACGACGGGAACACGAUUUUUAAGAAGAUGCCGGCUAGAGAUGUGGUGUCGUGGAACGCGAUGAUAUCCGGGCUAGCUCAAAACAGUCGCGGAAUCGAAGCACUUAAUCUUUUCGAAGACAUGGUGCACGAGGGCGUGCAGCCCGAUUCCGUUACCUUCGUAAACGUUCUCUCGGCUUGUAGCCACAUGGGACUUGUGGGUCGAGGUCGGGAGUAUUUCGAACUGAUGCCCGUCAAGUAUGGUAUAGCUCCGAGGCUGGAGCAUUACGCUUGUAUGGUCGAUCUGCUCAGCCGGGCUGGGAAGCUCGACGAGGCGAAAAGAUUUAUUGAAUCGGCGAGCGUCGAUCAUGGUCUGUGUUUGUGGCGGAUUUUUUUGAGUGCUUGUAGGAACCAUGGGAACUUUGAAUUGGGUGCUUAUGCAGGAGAGAAGCUUGUGGAACUGGAGUCGCGGGAAUCGUCUGCGUAUGUUCUUCUUUCGAGCAUUUACACGGCGUUGGGGAGACUAGACGACGUCGAGAGAGUUAGGAGGAUGAUGAGUAUGAGGGGGGUAAGUAAAGAGCCAGGGUGUAGCUGGAUUGAGCUGAAUAAUCAGGUUCAUGUGUUUGUUGUAGGGGAUUUGUUGCACCCAGAGAUCGGGAUCAUUCGCGAAGAGUUGUCGAUGUUGAACGGGCAAAUGAAGGAGGAGGAAGAGGAGGUUUUCGAUCUGGAAUGUGAAUGAUAACGAAGUUUUUUUUACAUAUAUAACGUGAAAAUCUGCAACAGCUAAUGGACCCUGAGUGAAUGAAAGUUUUGAAUAUU